This is a messenger RNA of Arabis nemorensis, 2844 nucleotides long. Lineage: Eukaryota; Viridiplantae; Streptophyta; Magnoliopsida; Brassicales; Brassicaceae. The record is from the annotation of a GenBank genome assembly.
AUGAAGAAGGUUCUUCAACGAGGUUUUAAGCCUGCUAAAUGCAAAACAGCUUUGCAAAUGGCGAAUUCACGUCUUAAGAUAUUGAAGAACAAAAAAGAGAUUCAGAUUAAACAAUUGAGAAGAGAAUUAGCUCAAUUGCUUGAAUCUGGUCAUACCCCUACAGCUAGAAUUCGGGUGGAACAUGUGGUGAGAGAAGAGAAGACUGUAGCUGCUUAUGAGCUCAUUGGAAUAUAUUGUGAACUUCUUGUUGUUCGUUUAGGUGUUAUCGAAUCGCAAAAAAAUUGCCCCAUUGAUCUGAAAGAAGCUGUCACGAGUGUCUUGUUUGCUUCCCAGAGGUUAUCAGAUGUCCCUGAGCUCUCAGAAAUCUGUAAGCAAUUCACAGUCAAGUAUGGGAAGGAUUUUGCUACCUCUGCUAUUGAGUUACGUCCAGAUUCUGGUGUGAGUCGCCUGUUGGUUGAGAAAUUGUCGGCCAAAGCCCCGGAUGGUCCAACAAAGGUCAAAAUUUUGAUGGAAAUCGCUGCGGAGCAUAAUGUGGUCUGGGAGGCACAAUCUUUUGUUGAACCAGAUCCAAAAGACGAGCUGUUGAGUGGAGCAAGCACGUUUCAAUCAGCGAGUAGUGUAAACAUGGAUUCCUCUAGAAUCCCAAACAAGGAACAACCUCCAAACGUCCAAUCUCCAGCUACUGUCAAUGUUCAACAUGGAUCAAGUGAAAGACAUCAUUCGCAAGAGAACUCUUAUGUAAAUGAUGGAAGAUCUUCAAGCCGUACCAACAAUGUGUCUUCUGGGAAGGCUGAUGACUACUAUCAUUCAAAUGCGAGACCUUCUCGGUCUCGGGCUGAUGAAGGGGAAUGUAGAAAUCCAAAUCAUGGCGACGAAAGUUCAUCUUCAAGAAGCAAGAAUAGGUAUGAAACAGAAUUUGUUACUUCUACAGAUGCUGCACGUGCGGCUGCUGAAGCCGCUGAAAGAGCAAGUUUCGCUGCUAGAGCAGCUGCUGAACUUUCGAGCAAAGAAAGGAUGACGAGGCAGAAUUCAACAGAGUCGCAUUUGCAUUCUGCAAAUUUCAGAAACGAGCCUUCACACAGACAUAACAGUUCAAAUGUACAAAGCGAAGGUAUUUCUGAAGAUUAUUAUUCUCCAAGACGAAAUGUUAGGAUGGAGUCUGAAGAUAUGGAUAGAACCCAACAAGAUAAAUACCAUAGGGCAAAUGAAUCUGACAUUCCCCCUGUAGAUCACGCAUCAGAUAGACAUUCCCUGGAGAACUCGAGAAAGGAUGGUUCCUUUGGUAAAGCAGGUAGAGAGAAGCAGCCAAGCGAGGAUGAGAUGGAUUUAGAUGUUGGUUACUCAGAAGAUGUUCACCUCAGGAAGCAGUCAAGCCGGGCUUCAUCGCAUUCACAUUCAAGCAAUUAUUCUGACGAGAAUGUCACUGGCUCAGAUUAUAUGAAGUCACCGAGCGUCGUGGAGGAUAACAUUUUUGCCACUGAAUAUGAUCACCAAUCUCAGAGCAGCUUUAAAGAUCUAGAUUCUCAUGAUUAUGGACAUGAUGAUACUACUACUGGGGAUACUUUUGAUCAUUAUAGCUCAUUUUUUGAUAAACCUAAAUUCGAUGCGGAAGAUGAAUAUGAUCAUGGAGUGGGAUUUUCAUUGCUUGGCAGCAAAACGUCUACUGUUACGCCAACACCAACUGCGUCCUGGAGCUUCAAAGGAGACCAUGGAAAUCGAAGCUCAAGCUCACAAGUUUUCCAGGAGAGCCCAAGUUCUCCAUUAUUUGAUGAUGUCUCUACAAGUCCUCCGGCUUCUUACCAUGAGUCGGACCAACAUUCCAAGUUUGACAACUAUGGUGCACAUUCAGCAAGCGAAGAUGAUCAGCCGAGACACAGAGGUAAAGUUUCUGGACGUGUAGACGAAAAAGUGAAUCUGACAUCUGAUCGAUCUCAGAAGUUUGAAGUCUCUGAUCCUGUGGGACAUGAAUUUUUCCCUUUAGACACAGAAGAACACAAAGAUGAUUCAAGGACACUGGAAGAAUCAGAGUCUGAGACUGAUAGUCAGACUGGUCUGAAAUUUAGACCUUUGGCCGGUGGAUUUAGGAACAAAAAGACACUCCCACCUUACAUAAUAAGCCCGGCAAGAAAUGAAGCAUUGUCCAAGUCUGAGAAAGAACGUAAUGGAUCAGAUGAUGUUGGUCAGUCGAUGUCUACUUCUAGCAGUAGCAGAAAAGAUAUCUACACUAAGAAAGCAAGCAACAGCGAGAAGAGGCCAAGCUCUACGCCACCACUUCCAUCUUCAAGUGAUGACGAUGAUUCAGAGAUCCAACUUCGAGGAAGAAGAACAGAAACAAAGCCCCGAUCCUCAUAUCGUCAUUCCCAUGUCAACCAUGAGGACUCGGAGGAAGAAGAACUCCCGCCUCGAUCUUCUCACAGAAGUCAAGUGAGCACUCAUAAGCCAGCAACGGGAAUGAGAGAUCACAACAGACCAAACUUCAAGACCCCAGCUUCACCCUCGUAUGAAUAUGAGGAAGAAGUGGAAAGAGAUGCUGCACGAGUUAACGCCAAGCCAUCUAUAAAAACCGGGUACUCUCUAAGGACAAAGGGGCAAGUGAAAACUCAUGAGAAGCGUUCAUUCCCAGUGAAAACAACGAAAACCGAGCAAGAGUCUCAUGACCACCCAUCUCCAAAAUCAACCUCAGAGCACAAGACAGUAAAUUCAAGCUCAGUCCCACAGACUGUAACAUCACCCGAUCCAGAAACCCCGUCAAGGGAGAGAGCUAGUCAUGUUCAUCCAAACCUCCCAGACUAUGACGAUAUCUUUGCAAGGUUGGGGGCUCUUCGUGGUCCUAGUCGCCGUUGA